Lates calcarifer (barramundi perch) is the source of this 6696-nucleotide messenger RNA. It is a transcript of the gene edc4, whose product is annotated as enhancer of mRNA decapping 4. The record is from RefSeq and is a predicted model, not a curated record. Gene Ontology annotation, molecular function: protein binding. Lineage: Eukaryota; Metazoa; Chordata; Actinopteri; Centropomidae. Gene Ontology annotation, cellular component: P-body. Gene Ontology annotation, biological process: deadenylation-independent decapping of nuclear-transcribed mRNA.
GACAACUCGGAACCCAUGGCGCGGACAUAACGGAAGUUUAGACGGUUGCUCUGGGUGAACGAAAAGAACACUGACAGCAUCGCAUCACUUAAGAAAUUAUUUUCUCCCCCUAAAUUAACCCAGUCUCCCCUUUCCCUCACCCAUGGCGUCCAAUUCUAACAUAGAUAUUGAGGGUGCGACUCAGCAUCUCCGGGACAUCCUCAAGCUUGACCGUCCCGGGAAUAGCACCGAUGCACAAUUAGGUGAUGGUCAGAGAAAGCCAUCUUUUAAUGGAGAGCUCAACGGGUUAUUAGGAACUGCAGGCCUUCUAGGAAGCACUGAUCGGUCAACCAUGUCAGAAUCUACCAGACCCAUCUCCACAGACAUCAGCAGUGCUCAGGAGAGUCAGAUAAUCUGCCUUUCCGGUGAUGAUGGGUCCACCUGUAUCCCCAUCACCUCUAAUAAUGUGGAGAUUGUGGCAAGUCAAGACUCCAGCAUCAACAGCAAGGCUCGAGGCAGCAACAAGGUCAAGAUCCAACCUGUUGCCAAGUUUGACUGGGAACACAAGUAUUAUUAUGGUAGACUGAUAGCUGUUUCCAACUCCUUCCUGGCCUACGCCAUCAGAGGAGCCAACAACCACGCAAUGAUUCGUGUCCUGAGUCUGGGUUUUGCUGAGCGUUCCCUACUGAAAGGGUUCACUGGGGCUGUCACAGAUCUGGCUUUUGCCCACCUCGACUCCUCCCUGCUGGGUUGUGUAGAUGAAGCGGGUAACCUGAUGGUCUGGCAACUCACCUGCGCUGGAAACAAGAUACUAGAUCAGAUAGUGGUUCAUAUCAGGCAGCCAGAAGACACCCCACUGAACUCCCACCGUCGUCUCAUCUGGUGUCCGUUCAUUCUGGAUGACAGUGAAGAGAACCAGGAUGACACCAGCCAGACGUUGGCCCUUCUACAUGAAGACAGAGCUGAGGUGUGGGACCUGGAAGUCUUAAGAGCCAACAACAGCAACUGGCCUGUUGAUGCCACAGAACUGAAAGAAGGCCUCAUCACAAUAAAGGGACAUACCCAGCGAGUCAGUGAAGGGGCCUUGUCUCCAGAUGGAACUGUGUUAGCAACAGCCAGCCAUGAUGGAUACAUCAAGUUCUGGCAGAUAUACAUAGAAGGUGGACAAGACAAGCCCAGAUGUCUACAUGAAUUGCGGCCUCAUGGAGGACGCCCCCUUUCCUGCCUUCUUUUCUGUGACAACCACAAGAGGCAGGACCCAGAGGUUCCUUUCUGGCGGUUCCUCAUAACUGGAGCGGAUCAGAACCAGGAGUUGAAGAUGUGGUGCACAGUUUCCUGGACCUGUUUACAGACCAUCAGGUUUUCUCCCGAUCCGUUCAACUCAUCAGCUCUGCCAAGUCUGAAGGCUAGUCUGGACCUUUCUGCUGAAUAUCUCAUCCUCACCGAUGUACAGAGAAAGGUUCUGUAUGUGAUGGAGCUGCGACAGGACCUGGAAAAAGGAAAGGCCAGUUUCACAGCUGUGUCAGAAUUCCUGCUGACCCAUCCUGUACUCAGCUUUGGAGUCCGGGAUGUCACCCAUAGCCGACUACGACACACUGAGGUCCUUCCUGCAGAGGAGGAGAGCGAGAGCAUGACCACAGAGGGCACUCAAGGACCUGCAGAAUCCAAGUCUGGCAUCCAGAUUAAACUCUACUGUGUUCACACUAAGAGUCUACAGGAUGUUCAGAUCUGGUUUCAGCCCAACGUGGGUUCCAGCUCUGCAGUCUUCCUGCCUCAUUCUGAUUCUCAAGAUGGUUUUGCAGGGUUUUCAGACCAUCUCACUGACCAGAGCUCUGACAAGGAGUCAGGAAGUGGGUCCCAGACUGACCUAAGGAAGAUCCCAUCUCUUCCUGCUCCUGCUGACUUCCUGUCAAACUCUGCCACUGGCAGUGGUCCAAUGCCCAAGCUGAUGACUCCUGACGCCUUUAUGACACCAAGCACUUCGGUACCAGCAUCUCCUGGCAGCAGUGCAAGCAGUCUGACCAUUGUAACAGCUAUCAGCAGCAACUCUGAUUCCACUAACAGAGCUCUAGAUGAUGUCAGUCAGAGUCCUAACAGAGCAGAGAACAACAGCAGCAGUAGUCUGACACUCUCUGCCUCCACCAGCAGCCCAAGAGCUGCUUCUGCUGUGCUGCUGCCUGGACUGGAGAACCUACAGGCUUUGGCAUCCCCUAGUGGUCCUCUUGCACUUGACAGCCCUCAGGUCCUGGACUCUCCCCUCCUGCCACCACUGGCCUCUCCAACCAGGGCCCGUUCCCCUGAUGUCAUCUCUUCAGCCUCCACAGCCAUGUCCCAGGACAUGCCAGAGAUUGCAUCUCAGACCCUGCAGCUUCAGCGUGGACUAGUGCCCAGCUUGGAGCCCUUACCACUUUCUGCUCUCCAGACGGACAGCAUGGCCUCUGCUGCCUCUGCUCUGCACCUGCUCACCUCACCACGCACAGCCAACAACAGCCUGUUGCCCCUUGAACUUGGAGGGGGAGAUGGGCCAGUGGGUGGGGCUGUAGAGUCAGAACCCAGACUCAGCCACACCCCAUCUUUACUGGAGAAUGCCUUAUCGCAGGAGAAUCCUGGGGCAGGAGGAGGGUCCUCAGAUGGUAGUGUUAGCCACACACCUUGGCCAGCUGCACCUGACAUCACCAGAGAAACCAGGAACAGUCUCAGGGACAAUGGUCAUGGAGACUGUUCAAGAGAGGAGUCAAAGGACAGACAUAUGAACUCACCAUACCAUCGGCGUUCCUAUCACCUCACACCGAAUGACAGUCAGGACGCUGGUGCAGAGCAGAGUGAUCCUGAUGAUGAGGUAGCCAGCCUGGCAUCGUCUUCAGGAAAUUGUGGCUCUCGCUCUUCUCACAGACUCCCAGUAAAGGACUGGAAGACGUCACCACGAGGCUCGCCAAAAGUAAAGAAGAAGAUCAAGAAAGAUGACAGUGAAUCAUCUCAGUCCAGGCAAAUGGACUCUGGUCAGAUGAAUGUAGAAGUACAGGACGAGUUGUUGAUGCUUCUGCGUAGCCAACAGAGGGAGUUGACUGAACUGCGCGGUCAGAUUGAAGCCAUGCAGAGCUCCAUUAUGGCCCAGGUCGAGCAUGUCCUGACCAACCACCAGGAACAAGAACAGCGUAGACUGGAGCGGGUCCUGGCAGAGAGUCAAAAUCAUCAGCAGCAGCUUCAGGAACAGCUCAGCCAACAGCUCAGCCACACGCUCAGUUCAGCCCUCACCAAUAGAAUGGACAAAGUGCUUCGAGACGAAAUGAAGAAAACAGUCCCACAAACGAUCUCUAAGAGCCUGGAGCCUGUGACAGGUCAGCUGAGCAAUACAAUUGCUGCUAAGCUGACUGCUGUGGAGGUGACCUUAAAGGACAAUGUCAGCAAGGUGGUCAAAUCCAAGAACACAACAGAUGCAAUUGGUCGAGCAGCAGCUGAAGCAAUGCAGGGGCCGAUCCAGGCAGCCUACAAAGAUGCCUUCCAGAGCAUCGUGCUGCCUGUUUUUGAGAGAGGCUGCCAGUCCAUGUUUCAGCAAAUCAAUGACAGCUUCAAACAAGGAACACAAGAAUACAUCCAGCAGCUUGAGACUCAUAUGAAGAACAGAAAGCAGAGAGAGCAGGAGACAAGAGACCCCAUGAUUGGCCAGCUCCAACAGAUGAUCGACAACUUCCAAAGCUCCAGUGAUCAGCUGGCCAAUAACAUCACAUCUAACGUCCGGGCAGAGGUCCAGCACCAGAUCCAGAUGAUGGUGGGAAAUUUGCAAGAAUCUAUUCUUAGCCAUGUGCAGCGAAUUGUCAAAGGGGAGGUGAGCAUGGCAAUGAAGGAGCAGCAGGCAGUGGUCACCUCCAGCAUCAUGCAGGCAAUGAGGUCAGCGGCUGGCACACCCGUCCCCACAGCUCACCUAGACUACCAGACACAGCAGGCCAACAUCCUGCAGCUCCUCCAGCAGGGCCAGCUCAACCAGGCUUUUCAGCAGGCUCUUUCAGCAACAGAUCUCAACUUGGUCUUGUAUGUGUGCGAAACCAUUGACUCCCAGCAGGUGUUUGGUCAGCACCCCUGCCCUCUCAGCCAGCCCGUGCUGCUGUCACUCAUCCAGCAGCUCUCCUCCAACCUUUCAACCCGCUCUGAGCUCAAAAUCAGUUAUCUGGAGGAUGCACUGAUGAACCUGGACCACGGUGAUCCGCUGACACGAGACCACAUGUCCUCCGUGUUGGCCCAGGUCAGACCCAAGCUCUUUGCCUUCCUGCAGCAGGAUCCCCACAGCCCGCUCAGCAAGAGGGCACGGCGCCUGAUGAUGAUGCUGCAGGGUCUUGUCAACCACUAGUCCUUCAUUUAAAGUCUGGUGCAGAGGAGUCAGUUUCCUCACAGAUACAGAUCAUGAGUCCAGUUUUGUCAUGAGUCUGCAGAAAGCAACAAGGACUACUUCAUCUCACUUUAAGCAGUUUGUUUGAGCAUGAAACAUGUCGCUGGUUGGAGAUGGAAGAUAAGUUUUUCACUUAAAGAAGAGAGUCCCCUCCAGUCCAUCUGUCCCUCCUUACACCCCUAAAUCCAGCUUUUUCUUCCCCGGAGCAUUCCUCCUCCUCUAACUGCACCAGUGAAGUGUUAAGUUAGGAAGCAGACUGUUUUUUGUUACCCUUGAUUUUGUUUUUCAUUUUUUUCAUUAUUUUUCAUACCUUCAAUGCAAGACAAUAAUGGUCUGGAUGGAAAGAUUGUUGUUGAUUUCUGUUAAAGAGACUCUUUACGUUCACUGUAGACUCUUCCAGAUCUUCAUUUCUGCCCCGCAACCCAAAGGGGCACUCUGGUUGUCACUUCUCCUUUUACCCCUAUCAAGAAGCAAAAGACUCAACAAAAGCCAGAGCGCCUGAUAAUUCCGGUUGUCCCUGUCUCCCAGACACACCAUACCUGACACUCCUUUGAUGUUACGUCACGCAAAUGUGCAAACACUCAACGAAUGUUCAGCUGAGUGGCUCACGAGAACAAACAUGGCCAUUUUUUGUGUUCUGCUGUGUUCCUCUGACCUGUCAGUCAGGCAUGUUGAGUUUUGGGAUACAGGACAAGAUGUGAUGCAGGGGUUGCUUCUAAGCAGAAAGAACGAAGGUUACUUAAAAGAAGGAAUGUUUUGCCUCAAAAUGUCGCCUUGUAUCUCGGCCUUAGGAGCAAACAGCAGGCCUGGACACAUUUUUUUUUUCUUCAAUACAGACCAGCAUCCUUGCUGGAGUUAACUUGGAAUUCAGUGGCUGCAGGAAUACACAGUCCUGAGUUCAGUUUUCUUAUAGAACCAAGAUAAUCCCAGCAACCAAAAGUAUGUAACAUCCAAAGCCAAUUUUGUUGGUGGCAUGUUUCCUUUCAGUUGUUUCUUAUUAGGUUGGAGAUGACAGCCUUGCCUGGUCAGAUCAGUCUCGGUGAGAAUCAACAUGUUGAACUGCUUUACUGAACGUUAAUGACACCUUCUGUGGUCUAAGUAUUGAGGAUGGAAAGCUUAUCUCAUUAUACCUUUUCCAUCUGACCUUGUUUUCACAGAUCACUCUGAUGAGGGUUUCUGAAGGAUUAAAAUAAGACUAAAGGAUGAGAAAUAACAAAAAACAUUUUUGAAAUCUAAAAAAUAUUUGCAAAGGUCCUCCAGGCUGAAAAGAAUUCCCCUUUAAAAUCUGAAAUGCUUGGAGCCCAACAUCAAGGUUGGCAGCCGUCCAUGUGCUCUGUCCUGUAAAAUGAUCAGACUGCUCCUCAAGACAUUUUUUCUUCACUCAGUCCCUUUUUAAAAAAAAUAACAUUUAGUAUUUGUAAGACUUGUAAUCUUGCUUUAAGAGUUGUCAAACUAGUUAUAAAAGAUAAUAAAACACUUCCUAAACAUUGCUAGUGCUGAUGUUGUUUUAUCAGAAUAUUCCAAAUAAUGUUUGUUAAACUUAAUGUGCAGUUACUUCUCACAGACUCUAGGAGGCAGCACUUAGUUGGACUGCAGAUAGUCACCCUGCUUAUCAUUUAAGUUUUGAAUUCAGAGAUCAUUCCUGCUCUUACAGUAUCAGUUUUACCAAACAUUGAAAAGCCUGCCUUUAGUUUGUAAAUGCACUGUUUACUCAUCUUUCAAGUGUGUUAAGAGUGUGUGAUCAUUUGUGUACAGCCCAUUUCUACAUAUUGUUUAAUCACAGGGUAGCCACACUUCUGCUGAUUGUAAAAUAAAAGUUAUGUUAAUUUGACCUCUGUGUUUAGCAUCUGUUGAGUUGGAUUUGUCUAGCAAGUGCCUUAUUGUAUUUUAUCUGUUUUGGACAUUUGAUCCUAUUUGGGCCUUUAGACAACUCGUAAUGUUCAGGCAUUAUCCCACAUCAGUUCCAUUUAACUCUUAAAAGCAUUUAUUUCAUUCAACGUGUGGUUGGAUCUGAUGUAAGGCUCAGACAGCACGGCAGAGGAGAACCUGUAUGUUUUGUUUGCAAACAUUUGACUCAAGACAGUUGACUUGGACAGGUAUUUGAAUGCUCGUGUAUGGAACAGAGAUGUUAUAUUUUGACUACUACCACCUUCACCUUUCAGCGGCAGACAGGCCGAGUCCUGCUUCACCCUGAGUGGGAGCUGUGUCUUUUAUUUUUUUUUCUCUCUCUCUCCAUUGUGUUCAUUUCCCUCUGCUUGGUUGAUUAUGUUGUAUCUUUUACAGUUUCAUUUACCCCAAACAUUUUGGAAUAAAAAAAGAGAAAGACUUGUUCA